CAGGCUCAAUAAUCUAGCGCGGAGAGAAAGAACUGUGGUGCCGCUGAAGAUGGCUCUAUCGAGAGGGCUGCGGUGCUGCCAGCGUAUUUUCUCUUGGAUCCCAGUGAUUAUUAUUACUAUGGUGAUGUUGUGGUCCUAUUAUGCGUAUAUUUUUGAACUCUGUCUGUUUACUAUCACCAACGGUUUUGAAAAAGUGGCCUACCUUGCAGUUUUUCAUGUCUGUUUUGUAAUGUUUGCGUGGACAUAUUGGAAGUCUAUUUUUACACCACCUUCUCAGCCAUCAAAACAGUUUCAUAUGUCCUACUCUGACAAAGAGAGAUAUGAGAAUGAGGAGAGGUCUGAAGUACAGAAGCAAAUCCUGCUGGAUAUAGCCAAGAGGUUACCAGUGUAUACCCGAGCAGCAUCUGGAGCUGUCAGAUUUUGCGAUCGGUGCCAGGUGAUUAAACCGGACCGCUGCCAUCACUGUUCUCUCUGUGAAUUGUGUGUGUUGAAAAUGGAUCAUCACUGCCCUUGGGUGAAUAACUGCAUUGGUUUUUCGAACUACAAGUUCUUUCUGCUGUUCCUGACAUAUGCCAUGGUGUACUGUUUGUUCGUUGCCUCCACUGUUUUGCAGUACUUCAUCAAGUUUUGGGCAGGUGAGCUCCCAAAUGGCCAUGCCAAGUUCCACGUCUUGUUCUUGUUCUUUGUGGCUGUCAUGUUCUUUGUGAGUCUCAUGUUCCUGUUUGGCUACCACUGUUGGCUCGUCGCUAAAAACAGAUCCACGCUGGAGGCUUUUCAAUACCCAACUUUCCAUAACGGACCUGACAAAAAUGGCUUCAACCUUGGGUUUUCAAAAAAUCUGCAACAGGUGUUUGGGGAAGAUAGAAAAUAUUGGUUUAUACCGACGUUUACCAGCCUUGGCGAUGGUCAUUUCUUCCCCAUGAGGUUUCUGAGCGAAUCCCGAAAUCCUCUGUUGGCCAGUGAAGAGCAGUGUGAGGAUGGGGGAUCGGAUGAAGAAAACUACAUUCUGCGAAGAGGAGAUCCGUCAGUCACUAUAGAAAUGGACACAUAGCAAGCUGUGGGGUUUGCUGAUUUCCUACUACAGGACUGCAGAUUACUAGUGAGAAUCCCCCUCCACCCCAAGGACCAGGAAUCGAGUUACUGUUGUGUUUUCUGGAUAACCACAUUCCGUCUUGCUGGAUUUGAAAACAGUAACGCUUCUUUUUUAAUAUAUAUCAGAUCUUGUUUUGUAAUUAAACAUUGAUGAUGGGAACAUACCAGCUAUUCCAGGGUAAGGGCUGUGUCCGACAGGAGCUGGGGAAUCUAUCAUACUUCCCGCUGUGCCUUUCAGGGACACAAAAUGAUUCCAAUGUGUGGCACAGUACUGCUCAAGGUGAUUUUAAAUGAAACCAAUGAACAUUUCUGCAGUAGGCACUGGGUAUAACACACUGGUUUGUUUACAGUAGGAUUAUAUGCUUUACUUAUUGAAUGAAUAUGGUUUUCUAAAAACAAACUCCCUCUAAUUUUGAUGAUUCCCCUUUGUGUGCAGUGGGUUAUUGUUGAUACAUUAGCUGAAUGUUUAUCUUUUUUUAGCUUCCAGUGGGAUUACACUGACUGUCUGUCUCAGUGCUAGUGAACUUUAGGACAUACGAGGGACAUUUUCUUGCAUUCUGGUUAGAAAUACGGAUUCUUCUUAAUUCCAUUGUAAAACUAAAUGCCUUCCCUUUUAUUAAAUUAAUUUGUAAAAGAGAUGCAACAAAAGUCACUUGACCAUUUACUGGAGGGAAUACGUAUGUAGCAACGGGUAACAAUGGGAAGGAGGAUGGUGUGGUUGAGUCACAGGGAGCUCUGUUGAGCAUUGUCUUAAUUCUUAAGACACCGUUGGCUCCUGCCCAGUUCAAUCUUUUCCCCCUGAUGUACCUGUCGAGUUAUGAGACUUGUAUUACUGACACUAAUUUUAGAAAUCCUAAAAGAAGACCAAGACUUCUUGUCGAAAUUAUCAUGUUUCUUUUAGUAUUUCGAAAUUCAACACUUUUGAGUAUUUAACAGUUAUGUAUAUGAUGACAGAGUAUCUUUGUAUGUAUCCUGAUACCUUGUACUUGGUUAUAAAAUCUUAAAAAUGUGCAACAUUAUUACUGCCCUUUGUGCUGUACUAUAUAAAAUAACUAGGCUUUUUUUAUUACAGUAUCCUGUUCCCCUGCAGCACUGCCCCCAGUGGACAUAAGAUGUAUCACAUUUGUUUUGUGUGGUAUUUCUACAUGUUAUUGUUAUAUCCACUAGGGGCAGGUGGAGCAGGUUAAUGGGUACACUCUGGUGUACCAGUUGUAGAUAGAGAGAAUACUCUAAAGAGGUUUUACAAAUCUCUGGGAUGUGAUGACUAUAUAAAAGUGGCUCUAAACAAAAGGAAGAUUACAUUGAAAUGUCAUGCCUGCACCACAUCGAAGGUCUGAUUUUAGUUAAUUGGAGUAAAUCUGACCUACAGAACAGGAAAAUGUUCUCAUGCACAUCUGCAUUGAACUAAAUAACCACAAUAUAUUCCAUACAAAAAGAGGAGGCAGUGAUAGUGUUGCUGGUGAAAGUAACAUUGGGAAAUUGUUGUUACAGCUUUGCUAAUCAUUUGGUAUUACUUUAAAUGACUUUCGGUUCUGUACUAACAAAAGCUAUGUUAAGAAUCAAUAUCGUUUUUACUGAAUUUGAUAUGCUGUAUUUAAGGCACAGGACUCCAAUAUAUUUAUGUGAAACAGAACUGUGUUGUACUGAUGUGUAUGCAGUGAGGAUAUCUAAAGAAUAGUUUCACCAGCUCUCCAAUGUAAAGAAUGUAGUUUACCGUUAUUUUUUUAUAUAUAUUUAAGAAGGCUGUUAAGGUGUUGAUAAAAAUCAGCUGUGUCAUUUUUUGUUGUUGUUUUGAUUUUGUAUGUCAAUUAUCAUUAUUACAAAAAAAAAAAAAAACAAUAUGAGCUGAGCUCUCAAUUCAAUUACUGUACAAGUUUGAAGCUGUAUUGUUACAUAGAAAGCAAUUAUCACAUUCUGUAGCAAAGGCAACUAAAGCCAUUAGCACUACUGGCAGGUGUCCUUGUAAUUUAGUUUCCAAACAAUAAAAAAAAGAAUAAAAACUUAGAGGAGAGAGAUUUAUUUAUUUCUGAAUAUACAGCAGGUAUUCUCCUGCCUUGUUUGCAUUGUUUACAGUAUUGACUGAUGUUGUUCAUGAAGAUGUUGUGAUAUCACACAGUGGCUAAAGGACCAGUAUUCUAUGAACAAGUGUUAAAAAUGCUGCCUUCUACAAAAACGUAGCUUCUCAGACUUGAACGGUCUGAUCCAAAAUACUUGCUAUCCCUCUCCAUUUUAUGAUGGUUCUU
This is a messenger RNA of Polyodon spathula (Mississippi paddlefish), 3335 nucleotides long. Its product is annotated as palmitoyltransferase ZDHHC15B-like. Bases 50 to 1051 code for a protein of 333 amino acids. Lineage: Eukaryota; Metazoa; Chordata; Actinopteri; Acipenseriformes; Polyodontidae. Gene Ontology annotation, molecular function: protein-cysteine S-palmitoyltransferase activity. The transcript is spliced from 12 exons. Gene Ontology annotation, cellular component: endoplasmic reticulum; Golgi apparatus. The record is from RefSeq and is a predicted model, not a curated record. Gene Ontology annotation, biological process: peptidyl-L-cysteine S-palmitoylation; protein targeting to membrane; synaptic vesicle maturation.